This is a messenger RNA of Rotaria sp. Silwood1, 1086 nucleotides long. Lineage: Eukaryota; Metazoa; Rotifera; Eurotatoria; Philodinida; Philodinidae. The record is from the annotation of a GenBank genome assembly.
AUGAAUUCAACGAAUUCGAUCAACCAGUCUACAGAAUAUUAUGACCAUCAUACAGAUACACGUUAUAUCCUUCGUUCUAAAAUUCACAAUCGGAUUCCUUCGCCUGGUUCACAUACUCCUCGUUCAGUUACUCCUCGUCGUUCAACAAAUGAAUACGAUGAUGAUGAUGAAUUUACUUUGGUAAAAUCCAAGAGGCGAAGAAACCAGAACAACAUCAAGCAUAAUUACCAUUACGACUUAGUUCAAGAUAUCCAACCUAAUGUUGUUGAUACUCAUUCAACUACUACACAUCAAGUUCAACAAAUGUUCCAACCAAUAGUACCAACAGUAUCUAUUGAAGCGACACGUUAUGCUCAGACACGUUUCCCGUUUAGUCCUUUCAUUAUUCGAUUUAAUAGUGGUAAUAUUAAAGAAUCACAUGCUGCUGAGCAAAUUACAAAACAUUUCUAUGAUAUUGUGAAAAUCGACGUCAAUAUUGUUAAUAGUCGCAAGUCCACAGUAAAAUGUCAAGGUGAUGAUAGUGAUCUUCUUAUUUACGUGAAAGAUGUUGACUCCUUCUCUGCUUUAUUUGUUAAACAAUAUUGGCCCCAACAAAUUGGUGAACAAGCAUUUACAUUUCCUUCUAUGCCGUCAUUUCCACCGCCGUUAUCUAUGAUUAUGAAAAACGUUGAUCUUAUAGUGGAUUUAAAUGAAUUAUGUGCAGAAUUAAAUUCCUUAUAUCCGGAAAUUCAUAAUAUUAUCAGACUUAAAAAUAAAUAUCAAAACGACAUCAAAAUGAUGAAAAUUGAAAUUCUUUCGUCUUCAAAACGUGAUGCUUUGUUGAAGGAUGAAAGUAAGAAGAAUGAUGGCUAUCUGCUAGCUAAAGUAGAAGAACUAAUGAUGAAUAAUAAAGAAGUGAAAGACAAAUCAGAUUCAAAUGAAAAAUUAAUUAAGAAACUGAUUUUACCUUCAUUAGAUUUACUAUCUCAUUUUCUACAACAUAUUAAUUUAAAAGCAACUGGAAUUGAUAAUACCGACUUUAAAUAUAAAAUUCAAACUGUACGCGCACAAUUGGACAAUGCAUUGAAAGGUAAAAUUUUUUCAUGA